Candidula unifasciata is the source of this 306-nucleotide messenger RNA. NCBI's taxonomy places the organism in Eukaryota, Metazoa, Mollusca, Gastropoda, Stylommatophora, Geomitridae. The record is from the annotation of a GenBank genome assembly.
AUGGGGCGUUCUCAAGGUCAGUCAGAGACAGCUGAGGGCGUGGCCAGCUGCUGUGGGCUGGGGCUGAAAAGCGAGUUUGUGAUUGGCCAGAACGGAAAGGAGGAGCUAAAUGUUGUAUGUGCAGCUAAGGCUGGAUGCUGUGAGGGUCUCCGGGAGGUGGUGGAUCAGUCGUCCAGUAGAGUCUCCUACUCCUUGUGUGUGCCGGACUCUCUGAUUCAGCAAGACGUGGUAAGUCGCAGUGUGUUACUCCUGUUGUCGGCACCCCAGUGUGUGCGCCAGACUCUUUGUUCUAGCACGACACAGUAA